AUGAUGGCGACAGUGCGCUGCGUUGUGUGUGUGUUGGCCGCUGCUCUGUGCUGCACGGCCUUGUGCGUGGCUGCGCAGCCCCAGCAUGAGCCGGUGGAGAAAUACGGCAGACCUGCGGCGCUCCAUAGCGGUGGUGUGCUGUCCAGCAACUAUGCAGUGCUGUCAGCGGCGGUGCAGGUGAGCCCCGCCGGGAGUGGCGCAGUGAAGGCCGUGGUGGUGUCGAUGAGUCCUGAGGAAGUGAAGGCUGUGGUGACUGCUGCAAGUAAUGCCGUGGAGGCGGGGAGUGGGGCUUUGGAGGAAGCAGGUGAAACAAAGGAGAAGGCUGCUGCAGCCAAGGAGGCAGCCAACAAAGCUGUGAGUGAUGCACUUGUAGCCAAAGCGACAACGAGUGCUGCCUAUGAAACAUUGAACACGCUAAAAAAAGAAAUGGAGGCUGCGAAGGAUAAUGAUGCUUUGUUAAGUCAUCACGCUGAGUGGCAGAAUAAAGUUGCAAAUGCAGCCGAAAAAGCCAAUGAGGCCGCAAAGAAGACAAAAGUUGCGCAUGACGCAUGUACACUGGCCGCCCGGGAUGCUUCAGAAGCAGUAACUGCAGCAAAUAAAACGAUUGUCGGAGUGAGUACGGUUGAGAUGGUGCUACAGCAAGUUCAGGAGAAGGUUAAAACAUUUCCGAAGACAAAGGAAAACAUUUUGGAAGCAGUGAAGAGUGUUAAAUCGGCUAUCGAUAGUGCGAAAGAGGCUCAUCAACAGGCUACGGCAGCAUACGGCAGCGCCAAUGACGCAAGGGAUGCUGCAGGUGAAGCCUACAGUAAAGCUAAGAGUGCACAUGAUUUCGCAAAGGCAGCAGAACAGCUCAAAGUAACUAAAGAAAAAAUAAUUUUGACUUCUCAAAACGAGGUCAAUAACGCACUGAGGGAGGGCGAAAAGGCAAUGAAUAGCGCACAGCAGGCGCUGGAGAAGGCAACGAAGGCACUGCAAGAAGCUACAGCAGCUUCUCAGCACGCUGUCACGGCAGCGACGCACGCUGACACAGUACAUAAAAACGCUGAAGCCAUUAAAGAGGCUGCCCAGGAGGCAUUGAAGAGCACAAAGAAGCAAGUUGUUCCACUGUCAGACACAGAAGCUAAGCAGGAUUCGACACUGCAUACCAACGGGAAAGAAAGACCUCAGCCAGACCCUUCUCAAGCUGCUCAUAGACGCAAAGACGAUCUACUUGAACGGAACGCCGACAAGCACACUCCUGCUGUUGCUGCUGCGCCACCCGCAGGCAAAAAUGGUGAAGAGCCGAAGGUUGAAACAGGGAGCCCCACGGUACCUCCUCUUAAGAAAUCCGAGGAUCAUCACGUGGCAGAAACCGAAAACAGCAAAAUGGAGGGCUCUGUGAAGCCUUCAGGCACUGACGGCAUGCCUGAGACGGAAGCUGCAAUGGCCGACCCCCCUGCUGCACAACAAGCCACCAACUCCGACGCUGAAGGUGGCCAGGCUGUUGCUGACGUUGUGGCUGCGGGCAACCAACUGCGUGACGCUGGCAGUGCUGACGCCAGCAGCAGUCCUGCGUGGGUGCGCGCACCGUUGUUCAUGCCCCUGCUGGCUGCACUCAUCUUUCUGGGUGUGCGCUGA
Messenger RNA from Trypanosoma grayi, 1617 nucleotides. RefSeq lists its product as hypothetical. The record is from RefSeq and is a predicted model, not a curated record. NCBI's taxonomy places the organism in Eukaryota, Euglenozoa, Kinetoplastea, Trypanosomatida, Trypanosomatidae. Bases 1 to 1617 code for a protein of 538 amino acids. The transcript has a single exon.